AUGAUUGUUCUCAAAUGGCUAUUCCUCACAAUUGCUCCUUGUGAUGCAGCGGAACCAUGGCAAUUAGGAUCUCAAGACGCAGCAACACCUAUGAUGCAAGGAAUAAUAGACUUACAUCACGAUAUCUUUUUCUUCCUCAUUCUUCUUUUUGUUUUCGUAUCACGGAUCUUGGUUCGCGCUUUAUGGCAUUUCCACUAUAAACAAAAUCAAAUACCGCAAAGGAUUGUUCAUGGAACUACUAUCGAGAUUCUUUGGACCAUUUUUCCUAGUAUCAUUCCGAUGUUCAUUGCUAUACCAUCCUUUGCUCUCUUAUACUCAAUGGACGAGGUAGUAGUAGAUCCAGCCAUGACUAUCAAAGCUAUUGGACAUCAAUGGUAUCGGACUUAUGAGUAUUCUGACUAUAACAGUUCCGAUGAAGAGUCACUCACUUUUGACAGUUAUACGAUUCCAGAAGAUGAUCUAGAAUUGGGUCAAUCACGUUUAUUAGAAGUGGACAAUAGAGUGGUUCUACCAGCCAAAACUCAUCUACGUAUUAUUGUAACACCUGCUGAUGUACCUCAUAGUUGGGCUGUACCUUCCUCAGGUGUCAAAUGUGAUGCUGUACCUGGUCGUUUAAAUCAGAUCUCCAUUUUGGUACAACGAGAAGGAGUUUACUAUGGUCAGUGCAGUGAGAUUUGUGGAACUAAUCAUGCCUUUACGCCUAUCGUCGUAGAAGCAGUUCCUAGGAAAGAUUAUGGUUCUCGGGUAUCCAAUCAAUUAAUCCCCAAAACCGGGGAAGCUUAA
This is a messenger RNA of Cucurbita pepo subsp. pepo (vegetable marrow), 783 nucleotides long. Lineage: Eukaryota; Viridiplantae; Streptophyta; Magnoliopsida; Cucurbitales; Cucurbitaceae. The record is from the annotation of a RefSeq genome assembly.